UUGAACCGGCCCUCGAAAAUUUUGAGAAAUUUCUUUUAACUCCUCACGGUUCUGGCGAGCAGAAUAUAAUGUUUCUCUCGACUACAUUCUACGCCAUGAGAUAUUUGAAAGCCACGGGAAAAAUAACGGAGGAGGUGGAAAAAAGAGGUUAUGAUCUCAUCCGCCAAGGCUAUCGGAACCAAUUAUUAUUCAAGAAAGAAGAUGGAUCCUACGCUGUUUUCCAGAACACUCCAACAAGGUGGAGUCCAUGGAAAAAUAUAUCUUACAGCCUUCGUGUUUUUAACUUUAGAAGAGUGCAAAAGUGAAGAUAUGGAUCACAUCCUGGAGAAGGACAAAGCCAUCUUGUAUCUCGAAAAUAACUUUAGUAGCGUAAACCAGACCCUGGCUGUCUCAGUUGUGGCCUAUGCUUUAUUCUUGAGCGACAGGCAUCUCAAAGAAGAAGCUAACGAUAGACUCAUGUCUGUUGCCAAGCGAGAUCAAGACAGCAAUUUUAUAUACUGGGAAGCCAAUGGUCAAGCAGCAAGCAUUGAAGCUACCAGCUACGCUCUUUUGAGCCGAAUUCUUCAAAAAGAUAUGAGAACCUGCAACUCCAUUGUAAAUUGGCUCAAUACUCAACGUUUGCAGUCUGGUUCGUUCAAAUCCACCCAGGACACCACAAUCGGUCUCCAAGCCCUCUCCGAAUAUGCAAUCAAAGCACCAAUGCUGUCCAUUGAACUGGUGGUGGACAUAUCUUCCAGCGCUGACGAAUCAUUCAAGAAAUAUUUGAAAUUUGAAGAAGAAAAUGCCCACGUCUUACAAGUUGUUAAAGUGAACAAAGUGGAUGGAAAUUUAUUGAUCAAAACAACUGGGCACGGCAUUGUUUCUUUAGAAGGUAAAUUGCGAUAUAAUGUAAUUACUCCUAAAGAAAAAAUGUGCAAGUUCGACUUGUCUGUCAAUGUAUCUGAAUUAGAAAUGGAUACAGAAGACGAUGACCUUAUUUCGAAAAUAGACCCUAGAAGCAGACCUCGACAGAUACCCAUCCUUGGGGACGGAUUACAUUUAAAAGGAGCUAAAAGAUCCAAGAGAAAAGCUGUAUUUGAAGAUAGUGAACUCAUAAUGAACGUGUCGAUAUGUGUCAGAUAUUUGGGAAAUAAAACUACCGGAAUGACAAUCGUUGAAAUUGGAAUAUUUUCUGGAUUUCAUCUUGAUGAAGAAGACCUUAGAAAAUUGCAAUACAAUCCAAAGCAUAAGAUCGAACGAUAUGAAAAAUCAAGUAAAGGAUUGAUCUUGUACUUGAAGACGGUUCCCAACAAUGAGCCCUACUGUUUCGAUUUCUAUGUUGUGAGAGAUUAUAUAGUAGGAGAAACUUUGAGAAGUUCAAUAAAAGUUUACGAUCAUUAUAAUCAUGUAUGGAAAGGGCAAGUGGUAAAGGAAAUAAAUCAAGAAAAUGGACUUUUCAAUAUUACUUUUGAAAUCGACGAAGUUAUUCAAGAAGGCAUAGAAAAAAAUCAACAGCUCCAAUUCGAAACAAGGCAACUUUUUAUUCGAGACAAAUGCGUGCCCAUGUUGAAAAAUAAGACGUAUUUGAUCAUGGGAAAAGACGAAGAAAGUUAUACAAGAGAUCGUGGCCAAUUACAGCGCAGAUAUUUGUUAGACCAAUCAUCGAUUAUUCAUCCAUGGACUUCUAUCAAAGAGGCAAAUAAUAGAUAUUUACAACGCGCCUUGGAUUCUCUCGUACGGCAUUUGAAAAAGGAGAGUUGUUUGGAAUAAGUUUAAACAAACUUUCACCUGAUGUUUGGAAAUGAUAAGAUGUUUCAUCGUGUUUUAUAAAAGACUUUAAAGCUAAAUUUAUUAGAAUUCAACUACAUGAAAUUCUAAAAUUUUAUCAUGAAUAGCACUCAAUUCUUUCUAUGUAUUUUUCUUUCCUUCAUUUAAAAAUAAAUUUUCUAUUUUCAUGAA
Molecule: messenger RNA, 1938 nt
Organism: Argiope bruennichi
Lineage: Eukaryota; Metazoa; Arthropoda; Arachnida; Araneae; Araneidae
Product: complement C3-like
Exons: 15
Coding region: 151-1749 (532 amino acids)
Cellular component (GO): extracellular region
Molecular function (GO): protein binding
Source: RefSeq, a predicted model, not a curated record